Messenger RNA from Mercenaria mercenaria, 5494 nucleotides. RefSeq lists its product as uncharacterized. Gene Ontology annotation, biological process: DNA replication. Gene Ontology annotation, molecular function: DNA-directed DNA polymerase activity; DNA binding; nucleotide binding. The transcript has 2 exons. Bases 2754 to 5207 code for a protein of 817 amino acids. The record is from RefSeq and is a predicted model, not a curated record. NCBI's taxonomy places the organism in Eukaryota, Metazoa, Mollusca, Bivalvia, Venerida, Veneridae.
CCUAAUUCAAUCAAGCUUUCUAAACUCGUUAUAAAGGUGAGAACUGAUUUGCUAUGAAGGUGAGACAUAUCGCCUGUAAUUUAUGUACUGCACAGUAGCUAUACAGUAGCUUAAUAUGAUAAACAGAAGCAAGUCUAUCAAUGGUCCAGUCUUGUGUAUUGGCCAUUACCACCAAUACGCAGACCUUAUCAUUCCCAUAGGCCACAUACCUGGCAUACCAGAAUCAGUGUCUUUAAGGUGAAACUUCUAUAUACAUAUAUUGUACUUUCCGUGUCAAGUUAAUAAUAGUAUCAAAUAUUGGACUUUCCUAUUUAAAUAUAGUAACAGUCCACGGUUCAUAACUCCUCAUAUCGGUAAACAAGCAUACUAGAGGUACAUUUUUACGCAAGUGCCAAUUUGAUUUAUACAUAAUAAACUCUUAAUAAAUAUGUAAAUAAAGACAUUUCACAAGUUAAACUUUCUUUAAUAUGACUAUGAGAUCCCAUUUUAACAAAAUAUAUAUUGAAUUUUGCAUCUACAUAUUUUGAAUUGGUGUAUUUAUCAUUUAUUUAUAUGACAAAGUUACAGAAUUAAUUCAGUAUUGCUGCAGCAAAAAGCAGUUUACUUAGAUAAUCAAUCAAGAAAUGUUUUGAUUAAGACCUAUCAUAAUAUUUUUAUGUAUAAACGAAUUGUCAUUAGUCAAACAGACGUCAAGGAGACAACAGCAAGAUACAGAUUGAGAGCCAACACCAUCAGAUCUACAGUGAAAUAACAGUGCUGCUACAAUCUACAGUCAGCAAAACAACAAGAUAAGAUAUUUAUAAUUUACUUACAGCAUUAACAGUUGUGCGUAGAAAAAGGUAAUGAUUAUAUAUUCGCAUGUUAGUCUCGCCUGGAUAUUUGUAGUCUCGCCUGGUAGUUGUUUUUAUCUUUAAAAUGCAUUUAUGAAGUUAGCAUACUUGUUUCUCAAAUGAACACAAAAUAUCCGAUUUCAGUAUUUUGACCAAUCAGAUUCAUUCUAAAAACAACCUAUGAGAUUGUUUACUAUAAAAAAACGUGUUCACUUAGUACCUCUAUCUUUCUGUUUCUAGAAAUCAAACAGUCAACAUGGCUUACACUUGUGAAGAAUGUGGAGCUGAAUUGAAAAAACUCAGUCAGCUACUUCAGCACAGACGGAUUCAAAACCACUGGACUAAGUUUAUAUGUCCAAGUUGCAAGAAGAGUCUUACAAGAAGAGACAACCUGGACAGGCAUAUGAAAAAACAUAGUGAUGAAAACGCUCAUCACUGUCCAGAGUGUCUAAAAGUUUUUACACAUAGGGAUGCUUCAGAUGAUCAUUUCCAACGACACCACGACCAGACAGGAGGAGGACAGAAGCGAAAAUCGAACGCAAGCGAGAAUGAUGGACCUAUCAAAAAGUUAAAAAAGGGUGCAGACCCACAUCAGUUUUAUACUCUGACGAAAAUUAAAAGUCAACGGAUCGAGAAAUUCAAGACAACAGCUACAUUCUACAAGAUCUCGCUUCAAAACAUUGAAGUAACUGAAAAUAUAUCUUCAACUUUGCGAAGAAUGUUUGCCUCUAUAUUUCAAGAUGUAACGGAUGGAGCAAAAUCUGAAGAUUUGUUGAGGGUGACAGUUCAAACUCCGACUUUGGAUUACCCAAUCGUCAUUCCUUUCAUAAAAUUACCUGAAUUAACUGCUGACAGGUUUAGCGGGUGCUUCAAUCGAACGAAGAUUUUGCCAUUGAUUCAGGCUUGAUGUUAGAAAUCACACAUGUUGACAUGCCCAAAGGAGGAACUAGAAAGAGAUGUAAAUUUGUUGACAUGGAUAAAUUUUUAUCGGAUAAAAAGUGCAUACUUCGUGUUCAAAAUCGGGACAAUUUAUGUUGUGCUAGAGCCAUUAUUACCGCAAAAGCAAGGAUAGAUGGCCAUGAAAAAUGGAACAGUAUACGUCAAGGUUGUGAGAUACAAAGACGACUGGCUGAAAAAUUACGUAAGGAAGCGGGUGUUCCUCCUACACAAUGUGGAAUAGAAGAGAUACAAAUAUUUCAAUCGUUGAUGACAGAGUACCAGAUAUAUGUGGUAUCCAAAGAACAUUUCAAUGCGAUUAUCUUCAAAGGUCCAGAGGCAGAAAAAAAAAUAUACUUGUAUUAUCAUGAUCAUCAUUAUGAUGUGAUCACUAGUAUGCCGGCGUUCGUAUCCAGGAACUACUAUUGUACCCAGUGUGACAAAGGUUAUGAUCACAAAGAAGAUCAUAAAUGCAACUCUGUUUGCUAUGCGUGCCGCAAAGUACAUGAUCAAAUGGAAGAUAACUGGAUAGAAUGCGAAACAUGUCGCCGCUUCUUUCGUGGUCAGGAGUGCUAUGAUCUCCACAAAAGACUUACAGCUAAAGGAAAUUCAACGUGUUCUGCCAUCUAUCGAUGUACCGAGUGUGGAAAGACUGUUAACAAGAAAAUGGACAAGAAGCAUAUAUGUGGACAAAUCUAUUGAAAUAUGUGCAAAGGCUUCUUCCCGGAAACACAUAAAUGUUACAUGAUACCGGAAUCCACAGGCUUUCAGGAAGAACCAAUGUCCAUUGAAGAAGAGUUAAUCAGUGACAAUGCAAAAACAUAUAUUUUCUUUGACUUUGAAUGUACACACGACGACUUUGUAGAAUGUGACAUGAAGUAUAGUCCUGAUGUUUUUUGAAAAUGUCAAAAUUGUUUAAAGUCUGACUGUGGUGUAUAUGAACACAAACCAAAUCUUUGUGUAGUUCAGAAAGUAUGUACACUUUGUAUGGACAAAGAAUUUAAUUGUGAGAAUUGCGGUCAAAGGGAGUAUAUCUUUGGUGGUGACAACACUUUGAACGAUUUCUGUCACUUGUUGUUUUCAGAAGAGAAUUACAACUCUACUGUAUUAUGCCAUAACUUCCAAGGGUACGAUUCUUAUCCCAUACUUCAUUAUUUGUAUGCAAAUGCAAUAGUACCAAAAGUGAUACCCAAUGGGGCAAAAAUCAUGUGCCUUACAGUACCAAGUUGCAAAAUCAAAAUGAUUGACUCUAUAAACUUUCUCCCCAUGGCACUUUCUAAAUUGCCAGCAAUGUUUGGCUUUGAUGAACUGAAGAAGGGCUACUUUCCUCAUUUAUUCAACAAGAAAGAAAACCAGCGGGUUGUUCUCGACGGUCUACCAGACCUUUCAUUCUAUAAUCCAAAUGGAAUGAAACCAGACGACAGACAAACGUUCUUGAAAUGGUACUCAAGACAUAAAAAUGACACAUUUGACUUCCAAGAACAGCUAUUGGACUAUUGUAAAUCAGACACUGACAUCUUGAGACGAUGUUGCUUGAGAUUCCGUGAAGAUUUCAUGGAUACCACUGACAUUGACCCCUUUGAACAGUGUAUCACAAUGGCAUCCGCUUGUAACCUGGUGUUUAGAACCAAAUUUUUAGAAUCUGAAACUAUUGGUCUUAUCCCACGUCAAGGGUAUAAUCCUGAACAAAAACAGUCUAUGAAAGCUUUACAGUGGGUGAAAUAUAUAUCUCACAUGGAAGGGUAUAAAAUUCAACAUGCUCGAAAUGGCGGAGAAAAAGUCAUAGGACCAUACAGGGCAGAUGGUUACUAUGAAUCCAAAAAUGCGGAAAAAAUUGUAUUAGAAUUUCAUGGAGAUUUUUGGCAUGGAAACCCCACUAACUAUUCUAGGUCAACAGUCAAUCCAGUUAACCAGUUGACAAUGGGAGAGUUGCAUGAUAAAACUAUAGAAAAACAAAGAUAUCUUGAGAAUGAUGGCUAUACCUAUAUUUGCAUUUGUGAAUCAGAAUUUGAUAAACAGGUUUCAAAUGAUAGCAACAUGAGGUCUUUUAUUGAAAGUCUUGGCAUCAUUUCUCCGUUGGAACCGCGUGAUGCAUUUUAUGGAGGUCGAACAGAAGCAUAUACAUUGUACAAAGAAGCUUCCGCAGACGAAACAAUAGAUUACUACGACGUAACUUCUCUCUACCCAUGGGUAAAUAAGACCGGGAAAAUCCCGUUAGGUCAUCCAAAAAUUGUCACAGAAAACUUCAAAGAGUUGGAUAAAUAUGAGGGUCUAAUUAAGUGUAAAGUUCUACCUCCAAAAGGACUUUUCCAUCCGGUUUUACCAAGUAAAUGCAAUGGGAAACUUUUGUUUCAUCUUUGCAGGGCGUGUGCAGAGACAAAAGAACAAACCUCUUGUAGUCAUAAUGACACAGAACGUUCUUUCAUUGGCACUUGGGUGACUGAUGAGGUCCAAAAAGCUAUACAAAAGGGGUAUCAAAUAGUAAAAGUCUAUGAAGUGUGGCAUUUUAACAAAGUAUCCAAGUAUGAUCCAAUCACAAAGACCGGUGGCAUAUUUACACAAUACGUAAACACUUUCUUAAAAAUAAAGCAGGAAGCUAGCGGAUGGCCAAAGUGGUGUCAGACAGAACAACAGAAAAGAAAAUACAUAAACAUGUAUUAUCAGAAAGAGGGCAUUCUUCUUGACUAUGAAAAUAUAAAGAAAAAUCCUGGUUUCAGAGCAUUAGCCAAACUAAUGUUGAAUUCCUUUUGGGGGAAAUUUGGUCAAAGGUCAAACAUGCCUCAGGUUGACUUGAUAGAAGACCUUUCAGUUUAUUUCGACAAACUCACGUCUGACCGUGAAGAAGUGACGUGUGUUAAUUAUGUUUCUGACGAAUUUGUUGAAAUGCAUUGGAAAUACAAGGAGGAUUUUGUGGAUACUAAUCCAAAAACAAAUGUGGUUAUUGCUGCAUACACGACUGCACAGGCACGACUUAAACUAUUUUCGUAUUUGGAAACACUUGGACCAAGAGCGCUAUACGCUGACACAGACUCAGUGAUUUUCUCAACAAAACAGGGUGAAACAAAACCAGAACUAAACGAUUAUCUUGGAGAUCUCACUGAUGAGGUUCCAGGAAAUUCAAUAAAGACGUUUAUAACUUGUGGUCCGAAAAACUAUGGGUAUGAGUUACAAAAACCUGAUGGGGAUGGUAAUUGUACCCACUGUAAAAUACGAGGCAUCACCCUGAGCUGUAAAAAUAUGUUAAAUGUCAAUUUUGAUGUGUUGAGGACGAUUGUUACUAAAAGGCAGGAUGCUGUACUAUCUGUUGUAAAUGCUCACAAAAUAGCUAGUGACAGAAACAGUUCAAAGCUCAUCACAAUAAGUGAACGAAAGGACAACCAAAUGGUGUUUGACAAAAGGGUGAUUGGGGGUAAUUAUGUUUCCUAUCCGUACGGAUAUUAGUCCAGUUUGUAUUAUGAAGAAAACCUCGAGAAAACUCCAGUUUAGUUUAAUACACUCAACAUGUAUAUUCAAUACAAAUUGUUGUAAUUUUGUAUAUUAUUGAAUGUUUAAACCGAUGGCACUGUAAAAACAUACUAUAGAAAAUAAUGUAAAAUAGAAUUGUGUUUUUCAUGUAUUUGAAUUCAGCUCAGUCUGGGUAAUACUGUAUACAUGUAUAUUUAUCAAAUCCUAUUUGAUUGUAAUAAAAUUAUGUAGUAAAAUAGUACAAUUAAACUCAUGCAAAGAUG